AGCAAAAAUAACAAAAGAAUUUUUUGUUUUUAUUUUUAUUUUUAUUUUUUCCCGUCUCGCUCGCGCACACACACACUCUCUCUCUAGAAAGACUGCAAAUUUGCAGAGGGCAAAGAGAAAGGACUAAGAGGGGAGAAGUAUCCAACUACCACAGCGUGCUCCUGUCCAUGGCAGUCUCAGCACUUAUCUCCAUUUAUUAGAAGGAUGCUCAGUUGCCAUUGAAGCUGGAAAAUCUAUAUUUUCGCAGCUUAGUUUCUGGUUCUGCAGCUCAUCAGAAGAAAUUUGGUGGUUUCUUAUAUCUUAUCAAUUGAAACAUUAGUGAUUUCUGGACAACUUAGAGCAUUCAAAAUUCAGAGACCCAGUUCAGGGGGCGACCUGCCCCAAGGCAACGACUACAGUCCUUUUCCUGUAGCCCGAAGGGUGAAUUCUUCCCAUACAAUGAUGAUGGAUGAUGAUGUUGAGCGUGGUAAUUUGGGGCCGUACCAAGAGAGGCCAAGGACUUUCCCCAAUAUGCGUAGUAAACCUUAUACUCCAUUUAUUGUUCGAGUGCUAAUGGGAAUAAAUGUCCGUGUUCUUUUUAUACUUUUGCUGUUGGGUUUAGGAGCAAUCUUUUACAUUGGUGCAAGUACUUCUCCCAUCAUUGUGUUUGUCUUUACAAUUUGCAUCAUCAGCUUCCUGUUAUCGAUAUAUCUUACUAAGUGGGUACUAUCAAAGGAUGAGGGCCCUUCUGAAAUGGCUCAGAUAUCAGAUGCAAUACGUGAUGGAGCUGAAGGUUACUUCAGGACCCAGUAUGGGACAAUCUCAAAGAUGGCAAUGUUGCUGGCCCUGGUGAUCCUCUGCAUAUAUUUGUUCCGUACAACAACUCCUCAACAAGAAUCUUCUGGCCUUGGGAGGUCGACAUCUGCAUAUAUCACAGUUGCUGCAUUUCUUUUGGGGGCUUUAUGUUCAGGUAUAGCAGGUUAUGUUGGGAUGUGGGUGUCAGUUCGUGCAAAUGUUAGAGUUUCUAGUGCUGCAAGACGGUCAGCUAGAGAUGCACUGCAGGUAGCUGUCCGUGCCGGUGGUUUCUCUGCCCUAGUGGUUGUUGGUAUGGCUGUAAUUGGUAUAGCCAUCCUUUAUGCUGCAUUUUAUGUUUGGUUGGGAGUGGAUUCUCCAGGUUCAAUGAAGGUUACUGAUUUACCCCUUCUCCUCGUGGGGUAUGGCUUUGGAGCUUCCUUUGUUGCCCUGUUCGCUCAGUUAGGUGGUGGAAUAUACACCAAAGCAGCUGAUGUUGGGGCUGACCUUGUUGGAAAAGUAGAACAGGGAAUCCCUGAAGAUGAUCCUAGAAAUCCUGCAGUAAUUGCAGAUUUGGUUGGAGACAAUGUGGGUGAUUGUGCUGCUCGAGGUGCUGAUCUUUUUGAAAGUAUUGCUGCCGAAAUAAUAAGCGCAAUGAUACUUGGAGGAACAAUGGCUCAACGUUGCAAAAUUGAGGAUCCUUCUGGCUUCAUCUUGUUUCCUCUUGUUAUUCAUUCUUUUGACCUGGUUAUUUCUUCAAUCGGAAUACUUUCAAUAAGGGGUGCACGUGAUUCUAGUGUAAAGUCUCCUAUAGAGGAUCCAAUGGCAAUCCUUCAGAAAGGAUACUCUGUUACAUUAGUUUUGGCAGUUCUCACAUUUGGUGCGUCUACCCGUUGGAUGCUUUAUACUGAACAAGCACCUUCAGCAUGGUUUAACUUUGCCUUGUGUGGAUUGGUUGGUAUCAUCACGGCAUAUAUUUUUGUCUGGAUCACCAAAUACUAUACUGACUACAAGCAUGAACCUGUACGCACAUUAGCUCUUGCUAGCUCCACGGGUCAUGGGACUAACAUAAUUGCUGGAGUUAGUUUGGGUCUGGAAUCAACAGCUCUUCCUGUUCUUGUCAUUAGUAUAGCUAUUGUCUCAGCUUUUUGGUUGGGUCACACCUCUGGUCUGGUGGAUGAAGCUGGAAAGCCAACUGGUGGCUUGUUUGGUACUGCUGUAGCAACAAUGGGAAUGCUCAGUACUGCUGCCUACGUUCUUACAAUGGAUAUGUUUGGUCCCAUAGCUGACAAUGCUGGUGGAAUUGUAGAGAUGAGUCAGCAGCCAGAAAGUGUUCGGGAGAUUACUGAUCUUCUUGAUGCGGUUGGAAACACAACAAAAGCUACAACCAAAGGUUUUGCCAUUGGAUCUGCAGCACUUGCAUCUUUCCUUCUAUUUAGUGCUUAUAUGGAUGAGGUUGCUGCAUUUUCCCAUGAACCUUUCAACCAGGUUGAUAUUGCCAUUCCUGAAGUUUUUAUUGGUGGAUUGUUGGGCUCUAUGCUUAUUUUCUUAUUCAGUGCAUGGGCCUGCUCAGCUGUUGGCCGAACUGCUCAGGAGGUUGUUAAUGAAGUAAGGAGGCAGUUUAUUGAGAGGCCUGGUAUUAUGGACUACAAGGAGAAACCAGACUAUGGUCGCUGUGUCGCAAUUGUGGCAUCUGCUUCUUUGAGGGAGAUGAUUAAGCCUGGUGCUUUGGCUAUUAUAUCACCUAUUGUAGUUGGUUUUCUGUUCCGGAUUUUAGGGUACUAUACGGGGCAUCCUCUACUUGGGGCUAAAGUUGUGGCUUCCAUGCUGAUGUUUGGAACAGUUUCUGGCAUUCUUAUGGCUCUUUUCCUAAAUACAGCUGGUGGUGCAUGGGAUAAUGCAAAGAAGUAUAUUGAGACAGGGGCUCUUGGAGGCAAGGGGAGUAACUGUCAUAAAGCAGCAGUUACUGGAGAUACUGUAGGAGACCCGUUCAAAGACACAGCUGGGCCUUCACUUCAUGUGCUUAUAAAAAUGUUAGCAACAAUCACGCUAGUCAUGGCGCCUGUCUUUCUGUGAAGAGUAGUUGAUAUCUACCGCAGUUCAAAGAGUAUAAAGCACCCUUAAUCGUUGGAAUUUUUAGGGUUUUUUUUUUUUUUGUGUUGCAAAUAUACAGAUAGGUAUUUGAUGUACAUCAAGGGUGCCUAAUUGCUAGCGAUACUGAAUUUGCCAGUUUUUAAAACCAAAUAAGAGAAGUUAUUUGACUGCUGAAUGAAGUGGUUAGUAGAUGCAAAUUUUAUUUUUGUAGUGUACUUGCACCUGGAGAGCAUUUUUGAUGCAAAGGAGAGAAUUAUGUUCAAUUUAAAUGUUACUGUUGGUGGAUGA
This is a messenger RNA of Hevea brasiliensis (rubber tree), 3153 nucleotides long. RefSeq names its product pyrophosphate-energized membrane proton pump 2. The transcript has 15 exons. Bases 439 to 2847 code for a protein of 802 amino acids. Gene Ontology annotation, biological process: proton transmembrane transport. NCBI's taxonomy places the organism in Eukaryota, Viridiplantae, Streptophyta, Magnoliopsida, Malpighiales, Euphorbiaceae. Gene Ontology annotation, cellular component: membrane. The record is from RefSeq and is a predicted model, not a curated record. Gene Ontology annotation, molecular function: diphosphate hydrolysis-driven proton transmembrane transporter activity; inorganic diphosphate phosphatase activity.